Labrus bergylta (ballan wrasse) is the source of this 2557-nucleotide messenger RNA. It is a transcript of the gene harbi1, whose product is annotated as harbinger transposase derived 1. The record is from RefSeq and is a predicted model, not a curated record. NCBI's taxonomy places the organism in Eukaryota, Metazoa, Chordata, Actinopteri, Labriformes, Labridae.
GCUGCGUCUACUUGUGUUUUGUUUACAAAUGCUGCACGACUUCUGUAAAGAAUGGCGAUCUCUAUAGCCAUCCUGGACUGUGACCUCCUCUUACAUGGCCGAGGACAAAAAACCCUGGACCGCUUUGACCUGGACUCUGUCUCCGACCAUUUCCUCCUCUCACAGUUUGGCUUCCCCAGACAUUUCAUCCUCUACCUGGUGGAGUUACUCAGAGAGGCUCUGUGCAGACGUACCCAGAGGUCCAGAGCCAUCAGUCCUGAGGUCCAGGUGUUGGCAGCUUUGGGUUUCUACACGUCCGGCUCUUUUCAGACGUCUAUGGGAGAUACUAUCGGGAUCAGCCAGGCGUCCAUGUCCAGAUGUGUGUCAAACGUGACCAAAGCCCUGGUGGAGAAAGCUCCUCAGUUCAUCACCUUCAACAGAGACCCCGCCAGCAGAGACCAAAACUUCCAGGAGUUCCAGAGGGUUGCAGGAUUUCCAGGAGUUCUGGGGGUGCUGGACUGUGUUCAGGUGACGAUCAAAGCCCCGAACAGCGAGGACUUUUCCUUCGUGAACAAAAAGGGUUUCCACUCUGUGGGCUGUCAGCUGCUCUGUAACGCUCGAGGACUCUUACUCAGUGCAGAAACGUGGCCAGGAGGACUCAAAGACACGGAGAUUCUGGAGAGAUCCGCUCUAUUUAAACAGCUGCAGGACGUCGAGGAUGGCUGGCUGCUGGGCGACUGUCGUUACCCUCUGAAGAAGUGGCUGAUGACGCCGGUCGAUAACCCAGAAACCCCGGCUGAGUUUCAGUAUAAUCUGGCUCACACGACUACACAUGAGAUUGUGGACCGGACCUUCAGGGCCAUCCAGACCAGAUUCAGGUGUUUGGACGGCACCAAAGGAUACCUUCAGUACUCUCCUGAGAAAAGUUCGGCUAUCUUGCUCGCCUGCUGCGUCCUCCACAACGCCUCCCUGCAGUCCGGAUUGGACGCCUGGACUCUGGAGAGAACCGACCCUCUGGAGCAGCCCGAGAGCCUCGAGCAGAGACCCGAGGACCGGGACAGCCAUGCGGAGAACAUGCGGAAACAGCUCAUACUCAAAACAGCUGAUCUGCUCUCUGGGGCGUCAAAGACUGAACUACGACUGUGACCAGAGUUAAAAAAAAGAAAAAGUCACAUUUAAAGCAAAAGAAUCCACAGACACGGCGUUGCUGAUGCAGUUUUUUAAUAUUUUGCUGGUUUCUACUCUACGGACUACACUAAGAUAACAUAGUUGUAUAUGGAGGAACAUGCAAGACGCUAUACAACAAACCAAGACAACAGGUGAACAUGUCACAUUUCAAAUAACACCCUGGAACCCUACAAUUAUUUAAACUGUGUGCAGCCGCCGUGUUAUCGCAGUUCCUUUACAUGUGGAAAAAGUCUCCCUCCCUCCUUUUAUGUUCAUUUUUUAAACCCUCCCACCCUCCUUAGAUCCGCCUUUACCCCACUGAUUGUUUUUUUCUUUUCCACGUCAUUCAACAAUCUCACAAUACAAAAAACAAAAACAGAAAAGGCCCUUAUUUACAACAACUGCACAUUUUGUUGUCAUUAUUUAUGUACACUGGUGAGUUAUGACUGUGAAAGGGGGAUUCCAGUAUCAUGUUUUUUUAACCUUUUGUACAUGUUGGUGUUUAAAUCACCGAUCUAUUCACACUGUUUCUGCAGACGAUUGGUUCAGCCUGCAGCCGUUAAACGAGCUGUAAAGGCUGCAAAGAACAACCGCUAAUGAUUCUUGUUUUUAAGAAUGACUUAGAGUGCUCAAGAUGUUUGUUUUAGUCUUUGAAACAUCCGUUAUAUCACUUUAUUCAAAAACACCAAACUCCAUUGACAAAAUUAGCGAUCCAAAAGUGGUGAUCAAGACGUGAGCUAAUCCGACUUUUUGGGUUUUUUUUAACCAGGCUGUAAACAUUUUAAUUUCAGCUUUUUUGAAUGGGUGUGUAUGUGACUUCCUGUGCUUCUGCAGCCAGCCUCUAGUGGACACUCGAGGGACUGCAGGAUGUUACACUUUAGCAUCAGCUUCAUUGUUUCUGAAACUGUUUUUGUCAGUGGAGUCUGGUGGUUAAUCAAUUGUCUUCCUCUGUAACAUAAAGGUCUCUCUCUGUGAUAUUGUCACUUAGACUUACUCAUUGCUUCCGACUAAAGCAACUCCAAAACAUUUUAGCUAUUUUAGUCACUAACUCAUUGAAAUCUAUACAUUUGUAAACGUGCAAAAAAUUGGGCCGAGGUUGAAAACUACCGGAACUCCCCUUUAAGGAUGAGAAACAUUGGGAUGUUUGUGCUGCGGGCUGCAGUCACAAAAACAUUUAGACAUUUUUUUUCAAAAGGGACACAAAAUAAAACUCGUAAAAAAAAAAGAACACAAUAAAGAAAAUCUGUGACUUUCAAUACAGAACACUCCCAAGUAUUCGUCUUUACAAGUUUGGAGAUGUGAAGGAAAUGAACAUUUUGUAACAGUCGUUUUCUAAAUCUGUCAGAAAAUCAAAGAGUAAAGUUCCUUCAACGUGUGGAGAUAAUAAAGCUAGUGGUUUUUUUUAAAUUCC